AUGUCCAGUAUGAGCUUCUGGCACGUCCUGCCCUUCUUCUUUGCCAUUCAUGAGAUCAACCAGAAUCCAAAGCUGUUACCAAACAUCACCCUGGGCUACAGCAUCUAUGAGAACUUUUUCAGUGCAAGAAUAACUUGCGAUGUCAUGAUGGACUUGCUUUCUGCAGGGCAGGAGAAUGUCCCAAACUAUAGUUGUGGAAAACAAAAUAAUCUGUUGCCUCUACUCGAAGGGACUGAUUCUCAUCUCUUUAAUCAAAUUUCCACCAUGCUGGGCAUCUACAAAAUCCCACAGAUCAACUAUGGGGUCAUCAGCCACAUUCCAGAGCAGAAACAUCAUUUCCCUUUUUUCUACCGAGUGAGUCCAAAGCAAGAACCUCCUCACUUGACAAUUGUUAAGUUGCUCCUGCAUUUCCGAUGGACGUGGAUCGGCCUCACUGCUCCGGACAAUGAAAGCGGAGAAAAGUUCAGAAGAACCUUUGUGCCAGAAGCCAAAGUUUGGAACAGCUGCCUGGAAAAAGAGACCUGGGAAAUCCCACCCCAGGAUCUGGUUGAAAGAAUCCUGUCUGAGGAUGGCUCCAGUGUUUCCACAACAAUCCAGGUUGUGGCCAGGAUCCUCAGUGCUGCCUUUUCCUCCCAAAUGAGUAAGAGGAAGCUGCAUGUUGGGGAUGUUAAGACGUUCCAGAUUGUACAGCCGUGGCAGCUCCAUCCUUUUCUAAGAAACUUCAAGAUUUACAAUUUUUCUGUGGAUGAUGUUUAUUUGGAUGAGGCUGGAAUUCCUGUUGCUGACUUUGAUAUUAUGGACUGGGCAGUAUUUCCUAACAAGUCUUCUGCUGGAGUGAAAAUAGGGGAUGUUGAAAAAGAAAAAGUCUCUUCAGAUAUCAAGUUCUCUAUCGACGAGAGUGUCAUCAUAUGGCCAACAUCCUUUAACUCGAUGCAGUAUUCCAGAAGACCCCCUUUUCUAGAUGUACUAAAAAUUGCCUCCCAGGAUAUACCAAGCUCACAAGAGAAGGAGAACCAGUGUGCUGCUAUGACUGUUCUCCAUGUAUGGAAGGAACAAUCUCCACGCAGGAAGUGGAUGUUUUUGGAAACUGCUGAAACAGUAAAAAGUAAUAUUGACAAAGAUGGAGAAAUCUUGAGAGAUGACAGAAAUAGAGAGAAAAAUAGCAAUUUAUGUUUUCCAGAUGUGGCCCAAUGUGAAAAGUGUCCAGAUGAACAGCAUUCCAAUCAGAAGAGAGAUCAGUGUGUCCCCAAAGUUGAGACUUUCCUGUCCUACAAAGAAAUGUUAGGUCUCAUUCUGGCUAUCAUUGCCUUUUUUUUGUCUCUAACUACUGCCUUAGUUCUAGGAAUCUUCAUUAAAUAUCGAGAAACCCCCAUAGUCAAAGCUAACAACCGGGAUCUCACCUACAUUCUCCUGGUCUCUCUCCUGCUUUCCUUCUUGACCUCUCUUCUAUUCAUUGGUCGGCCCAAGAAAGUGACCUGCCUUUUUCAACAAAUCACCUUCAGCGUGGUUUUCUCAGUUGCUGUCUCUUCCUUGCUGGCCAAGACUAUCAUGGUGGUGGUGGCAUUUUUGGCCACAAAGCCAGGCAGCAGGAUGAGGAAAUGGUUGGGGAAAAGUCUGGCCAACUCCAUUGUCUUGUCCUGCUCUGGAGUUCAGGUGGGCAUCUGCCUUACCUGGCUGAGAAUCUCUCCCCCAUUUCCACAUUCUGACCUGCAUUCUCAACCAAGACAGAUCCUCCUGCAAUGUAAUGAAGGCUCAAUCACCAUGUUCUACACUGCCCUUGGUUACAUGGGCUUUCUGGCUGCCAUCUGCUUCUUGGUGGCUUUUCUGGCCCGCAAGCUUCCGGGGACUUUCAAUGAAGCCAAGUGGAUCACCUUCAGCAUGCUGGUUUUCUGCAGUGUUUGGGUCUCCUUUAUCCCCACCUACCUGAGCACUAAAGGGAAAUACAUGGUGGCUGUGCAAAUCUUCUCUAUCCUGGCUUCCAGCCUUGGUUUACUAGGCUGUAUUUUUGUCCCCAAAUGUUACAUCAUUAUUCUUAGACCUGUCAUGAACACUAAGGAGAAUCUAAUGAUGAAAAAUAAUGAGAGUUCUUGA
Protobothrops mucrosquamatus (brown spotted pit viper) is the source of this 2091-nucleotide messenger RNA. Its product is annotated as vomeronasal type-2 receptor 26-like. Lineage: Eukaryota; Metazoa; Chordata; Lepidosauria; Squamata; Viperidae. The coding region runs from base 1 to 2091 and encodes 696 amino acids. The record is from RefSeq and is a predicted model, not a curated record. The transcript is spliced from 8 exons. Gene Ontology annotation, molecular function: G protein-coupled receptor activity. Gene Ontology annotation, biological process: G protein-coupled receptor signaling pathway. Gene Ontology annotation, cellular component: membrane.